Messenger RNA from Hevea brasiliensis (rubber tree), 4774 nucleotides. Its product is annotated as pentatricopeptide repeat-containing protein At3g09040, mitochondrial. The record is from RefSeq and is a predicted model, not a curated record. The coding region runs from base 193 to 3267 and encodes 1024 amino acids. Gene Ontology annotation, biological process: RNA modification. NCBI's taxonomy places the organism in Eukaryota, Viridiplantae, Streptophyta, Magnoliopsida, Malpighiales, Euphorbiaceae. The transcript has 3 exons. Gene Ontology annotation, molecular function: RNA binding; protein binding.
AUUAGUUUUGCGAUUUCAUCUUUUAACACAUUGAGGCUUCAUCCUGUUGAUCGGAACAGCCAUACACCUUCGCCUCUCCCUUCUCGUACUCAUCAGGCAUAUGCUAAUCUUCUUCUUCUCUAGCACCUGUUUUUUCACGGACAUUUUACCUUGCUGACCUCACCAAGUCAUGUUAGAAUCAUCGCAGAGCCAAUGCGUCUCAGAUUUUUCUUCAAAACAUCUCCCACCUCAAACUCACACUCCUGUCUUCACCAACUCACAUUUUCAACUAUUCCAUACGACUCGAACCACCUUAUUCAGACCCCUAAACCCCACACAUACACCCAUAUCUUGCUGUCCUGUCUUCGGAAAUGCAAACAGUUCAAAGCACACCACACGUUCGAAGAAACGCCUCAAAAGCUAUCGCAGUUUUCAACAACCAGCAGAAUUAUCCAUGCACAAAGCCUUAAACUUGGGUUUUGGUCAAAAGGGUCUUUAGGGAACGCCAUUCUUGAUAUUUAUGCCAAGUGUGGCAAUUUGGAUUUUGCAGAGAAGGUGUUUAAUAGACUUGAAAAUAGAGAUGUAUUGGCUUGGAACUCUAUUCUAUCAAUAUAUUCGAAAUUGGGAUUUUUGGAUAUGGUUUUUAAGUCUUAUGGAUCAUUGUGGACCCAUGGAGUGUGGCCUAAUGAGUUCACUUUUGCUAUUGUUUUAUCAGCUUGUGCUAGAUUGGAGAGUGUUGAACGUGGCAGACAAGUUCAUUGCAAUGUUGUUAAGAUGGGAUUCGAGUCCGGUUCUUUUUGCGAGGGUGCUCUUAUUGAUAUGUAUGCUAAGUGUAAUAGCAUGGGUGAUUGUCGAAGGGUGUUUGAUGAAGGAGUAGAAUUGGAUACAGUUUCUUGGACAUCAAUGAUUGCCGGGUAUGUUAAAGCUGCUUUGCCUGAGGAGGCCUUAAAAGUGUUUGAUGAGAUGAAGAAAGUUGGUCAGGAACCAGACCUAAUUGCAUUUGUGACUGUCUUAAAUGCAUAUGUUGGUCUAGGAAGGCUUGAUGAGGCAUCCAAUUUAUUCUCCCAGAUGCCUAACCCCAAUGUUGUUGCAUGGAAUGUGAUGAUUUCAGGGCAUGCCCAGAGAGGUUAUGAGGCACAAGCUAUCGAGAUUUUCCAAAAUAUGAGGAAAUCUGGUAUUAAGUCCUCAAGAUCCACAUUAGGAAGUGUAUUGAGUGCAGUUGCGAGUUUAACUGCUCUUGACAUUGGUUUGCUAGUUCAUGCAGAGGCAGUUAAACAAGGGUUAGACUCUAACGUUUAUGUUGGAAGUUCAUUGAUUAGCAUGUAUGCUAAAUGCGAGAAGAUUGAAGCAGCAAAAAAAGUUUUUGAUGCUUUAGAUGAGCAAAAUGUUGUCUUGUGGAAUUCAUUGCUUGGGGGUUAUGCACAAAAUGGAUAUUACUAUGAAGUCAUGGAAUUGUUCUCCAACAUGAAGAGCUGUGGUUUUCAUCCAGAUGAAUUUACCUAUACCAGUAUUUUGAGUGCAUGUGCUUGCUUGAGAUUUCUGGAAGGGGGUCGGCAAUUGCAUGCAGUCAUCAUCAAGAGUAAAUUUGCCUCAAACUUAUUUGUGGGAAAUGCAUUGGUUGAUAUGUAUGCUAAAUCUGGUGUGCUUGAGGAUGCAAGGCAACAAUUUGAACUCCUGAGGUACAGAGACAAUGUUUCUUGGAAUGCAAUUAUUGUUGGAUAUGUGCAGGAAGAAAAUGAGGUUGAGGCAUUCCUUGUGUUCCAAAAAAUGCAUUUGCUUGGGAUUCUGCCUGAUGAAGUCUCCCUGGCCAGUAUACUGAGUGCCUGUGCAAAUGUUGAAGGUAUCGAGCAGGGGAAACAGAUGCAUUGUCUCUCAGUCAAAUCUGGUCUAGAAACGAGCCUUUAUGCUGGAAGCUCCCUUAUUGACAUGUAUGCUAAGUGUGGUGCUAUUGGCUCUGCACAUAAAAUAUUUGCAAGCAUGCCUGAGUGGAGUGUGGUCUCCACGAAUGCCCUUAUCGCAGGGUAUGCUACUAUUAAUCUAGAAGAUGCAAUAAUACUCUUUAAAGAGAUGCAAACUGAAGGAUUAAGUCCAUCCAAAAUAACUUUUGCAAGCCUUUUAGAUGCAUGUGGUGGACCUCAACAAUUGAAUCUAGGAAGGCAAAUCCACUGUCUUAUUCUAAAGAGGGGCCUUCAGUAUGAUGAUGAAUUCUUAGGCAUCUCACUAUUGGGCAUGUACAUGAACUCCCUACGAAAAGAAGAUGCAAAUAUUCUCUUCUCAGAAAUUUCAAAACCAAAAAGCACUAUAUUGUGGACUGCAAUGAUUUCUGGACUUGCUCAAAAUGAUUGUAGUUAUGUGGCUUUGCAGUUCUAUCAAGAGAUGCGUAGCUGCAAUGUGCUACCUGACCAAGCCACAUUUGUCAGUGUGCUUAGAGCAUGUGCUAUCUUAUCUUCUAUGAGAGAAGGGAGAGAGAUUCACUCACUCAUUAUCCAUAUUGGUUUUGACUUAGAUGAAUUAACGUGUAGUGCCCUUGUAGACAUGUAUGCUAAAUGUGGGGAUGUGAAGAGUUCCAUGCAAGUUUUUGAGGAAAUGCAGAGUAAAAAUUAUGUUAUUUCUUGGAACUCAAUGAUAGUUGGAUGUGCUAAAAAUGGAUAUGCAGAAGAUGCACUAAGGGUCUUUGAUGAGAUGAAGCAAACACAUGUUUUACCUGAUGAUGUCACGUUUCUUGGUGUUCUCACUGCCUGCAGUCAUGCAGGGAGGGUAUCUGCAGGCCGUUAUAUCUUUGAUAGUAUGGUUAACUAUUACAAGAUUCAGCCUAGGGUGGAUCAUUGUGCCUGCAUGGUUGAUCUUCUGGGCAGGUGGGGUUUUCUUCAAGAAGCUGAAGAGUUCAUCUAUACACUUAAUUUUGAAUCUCAUGCCAUGAUUUGGGCUACGAUGCUCGCAGCUUGCAGAAUACAUGGGGAUGAUGUUAGGGGCCAAAAUGCUGCUGAGAAACUCAUUGAACUUGAACCCCAAAAUUCUUCACCCUAUGUGCUUCUUUCUAACAUUCAUGCUGCAUCAGGAAACUGGGAUGAGGUUAAUGCCUUAAGGAGGAUAAUGAGAGAGAAAGGAGUGAAGAAGUUGCCUGGAUGCAGCUGGAUUUUAGUGGGACAGAAGACAAAUAUUUUUGUUGCAGGGGACAAGUCCCAUUCUAGUGCUGGAAAAAUUGACAUAGUUCUAAAAGAUUUGACAGCUUUGAUGAAAGAAGAUGUUUAUGCUACUCUAAUUGAUUCUUUUAUCCAUGAUGAAUAGCGAAACCUUCUUCUGUCACUGGCUAUAGGCCUGCUUAAUCAGACAUGAAGUCCUUACUAAAGAUCAUGCCGAAAUAGUGGAAGUUACAUUGACGGAUAGAGACUGUUAGCCACAUUAUGACUGAAAGGCAGAGAGACAGGCAAGACCUUUUAUUUUGGAGGUCUAAAUCUGCAUGAAGUCUCUCAUAUUCAUUGUCGUUUGGUCACUCAAGCAUUGAUUGACAUAUGGUUUCUCUACUUGGGACAUUGAAUAUUUGAACAUGGCUGAAUGUGAUUGCUGAGAUAACUGACUCAUUGAUUUGAUGAACUCACUUUGACUGGAAUAAUGAACUGAGAAAAUGAAAAUCACCUUAGUGUUAAGUAAGGUGGCCUUUUGGAGAGUUGACUUUAUUUGGAUAGUUUCACAUAAGUUGCAUUGAGUACCAUAAAGAUUAUUUUUACAAGUCUUUUCAUGUUUGAUGGGAUAGGUAGGUUUUCUUAAGUAUUUGCUGUGUUGGAUUUUGGCUGAUUAGUGAGUUCUGCAGUGGAGACUGGAGAGGUAUCUGGCUGUGGAUCUGGUGAUGAACUUGGCUGGUCAACCAGAUGCCAAGGUAGUUUUUUCGGUGUGAAAAUGUGGAUGUCAAUAAUGGGAAGAAUUUUUUUUUUUUUUUUCUUGAUGUUGUUGAGGCUGCAGACUUUGAUAAGAAGCUAUCACUCUAGCUCAAUUGAAGUUAUUUACGAAUGUUAUAAUUUUGAUGUGGAUUCUUUUAUCAGUUCUGGAUCCCCCAAUAUGGAAGAUGCUGGGAGCAUGAUCGAUGAUGCUAAGCUUGCUCAAUGCAUGUUUGGCAAACAUAAUAAUUUUCUUCUAACUGGAAAGGAGGAGGCCAACCUUUCAAACCAUCCAUCUAUGAAAUAUAUACGUCAAAGAACACAUGGGAUGGCAAUAUGGAAUUAAGGGCCAAGAAGCUGCUGAGAAGCUGGCUGAGCAUGACAUCCUAAAUCUUUAUCCUACAUGCUUGAUUUUUAACAAUUUUGCUGCAUAAGGAAACUGGGGUGACGCUAAUACUUGGACUAUAGGAGAAAACUGAAAAAGGUGUAUGGAUGUAGGUGGAUUGUGAGGAGACAGAAGACAAAUUCUUUUAUUGCAGACUAAAAGUCUCAAUCUUUGCAGAGUAAGAGAAGGCCCCUCUUUUGUUGUUGCCUCUCUACCUAUCUAGGUAGAGUUGAGGGCUUUACUGAGCUUAGGCAACAAGAUGUAGUUGGUUGAAGAUACAGAUGGAAGCCAUGCACAGACUGCAGAUAAAAUAUGACUCGGGUUGGUGGAUGGACAAGCAAGGCUGGCUAUUGCUUUUCUGAAGGUCAAGACUCUAAAUACGCAUUUGAUCACACCACAGCCUUAACUACUAUGGCAUUUAAGUUUUUAAAAUGGUUCAUUUAUAAAUCUCCAAGUUAUUUAUUUGAUGCACUUGUAGUUGGAAAUAAUGAGCCUGCAAAUAAAAAAUCAAUGAAAAGUUCCAAGUUCAAUCCUG